This is a messenger RNA of Cercocebus atys (sooty mangabey), 4884 nucleotides long. It is a transcript of the gene BMS1, whose product is annotated as BMS1 ribosome biogenesis factor. NCBI's taxonomy places the organism in Eukaryota, Metazoa, Chordata, Mammalia, Primates, Cercopithecidae. Gene Ontology annotation, cellular component: nucleus; 90S preribosome. The transcript is spliced from 23 exons. Gene Ontology annotation, molecular function: GTPase activity; U3 snoRNA binding; GTP binding. Bases 729 to 4580 code for a protein of 1283 amino acids. Gene Ontology annotation, biological process: maturation of SSU-rRNA from tricistronic rRNA transcript (SSU-rRNA, 5.8S rRNA, LSU-rRNA); endonucleolytic cleavage of tricistronic rRNA transcript (SSU-rRNA, 5.8S rRNA, LSU-rRNA); ribosome biogenesis. The record is from RefSeq and is a predicted model, not a curated record.
ACAGGCGCCCGGCACAACGCGGCUAAUUUUUUUUUUCUUUUUUUAGAAAGAGAGAGGUAGUCUCCCUAUGUUGCCCAGGCUUGUCUUGAACUCCCGGGCUCAAGCGAUCCUCCCGCCUCGGCCUCCCAAAGUGUAGAGAUUACAGGCGUGAGACCCCGCGCCCUGCCAAAAGAGGGCUUUAGGGCACCCCAGAACGCGAGAUCCCCCUCAUCUCGCAUCUUUAAAGAGGAGGAAGUGGACCCCAAAUCGAGCGAUAGUCCAUUCGUCCCUGGCACGGUGACUGCCGGGAGGCCAAGACCAAAUGUGUCUCCUUCCGGCUUUUGCACCACACUAACUAACCGGCGCCAGGCCGCAGAGCCGCCCUGGCCUUCGGCGAGGACUUGGGCGAGUGCGGUGCACGCUGCUCCAGAGUCCCACCGCGGAAGUUGAGGCCGCGGAUUCUGAGGGCGGGGUGGAGCGGGUUCGGUAAGUACCCGGACCCGGUGAAACGCACUGCGUGGACUGCGCCUGCAUCCGCACUCAGCUUUUCAGCAGUCUUUCUUCAGGCCCUGAAAGCCGUCCCCACGCCGGUCUCUUUUUUCUGCCUUCUUGUUUCCCUCCGGCGAGUCGGCGCGACGGUGAAUUUCCGUUUCCGGCGGUGUCCAUGCUGAACUGAGGAGUCGCAGUUGCCAGCAGGUUCAGUACAGCGGGCUGGGGUUAGAGUUACUUGUUAUUGGUAAAUAGCUACAAUGGAGACUAAAGACCAGAAGAAACACAGAAAGAAAAACAGUGGGCCCAAAGCUGAAAAGAAAAAGAAGCGGCAUCUGCAGGAUCUCCGGCUAGGAGACGAAGAAGAUGCCCGGAAGAGAAAUCCCAAAGCUUUUGCAGUUCAGUCUGCUGUGCGGAUGGCUCGAUCCUUUCACAGGACUCAGGAUUUGAAGACAAAAAAGCAUCAUAUUCCAGUGGUUGAUCGAACUCCACUGGAGCCCCCACCAAUAGUGGUAGUGGUGAUGGGGCCUCCAAAAGUUGGAAAGAGCACUUUGAUACAAUGCCUCAUUCGGAACUUCACCCGGCAGAAGCUGACCGAGAUCAGAGGCCCUGUGACAAUUGUGUCAGGUAAAAAGCGCAGACUCACCAUUAUUGAAUGCGGGUGUGAUAUUAACAUGAUGAUUGAUCUGGCUAAAGUAGCAGAUCUGGUACUGAUGCUUAUAGAUGCCAGCUUUGGGUUCGAAAUGGAAACAUUUGAGUUUCUAAACAUCUGUCAAGUACAUGGCUUUCCUAAAAUUAUGGGAGUUCUCACCCACCUCGACUCCUUCAAGCAUAAUAAGCAACUGAAGAAGACAAAGAAGCGAUUAAAACACAGGUUCUGGACAGAAGUUUACCCGGGUGCCAAGCUGUUCUACCUUUCUGGAAUGGUGCAUGGAGAAUAUCAAAACCAAGAAAUCCACAAUCUGGGCCGUUUUAUUACAGUUAUGAAGUUUAGGCCUCUCACAUGGCAAACUUCUCACCCUUAUGUCCUGGCAGACAGGAUGGAAGAUUUGACAAACCCAGAGGAUAUCCGAACAAACAUCAAAUGUGACCGGAAGGUGUCACUUUAUGGUUAUUUAAGAGGAGCACACUUGAAAAAUAAAAGCCAAAUUCACAUGCCAGGGGUAGGAGAUUUUGCUGUGAGUGACAUCAGUUUCCUCCCAGACCCUUGUGCUCUUCCUGAACAACAAAAGAAGCGCUGUUUAAAUGAGAAGGAGAAGCUGGUUUAUGCGCCUCUUUCUGGAGUUGGGGGUGUGCUGUAUGACAAAGACUCUGUCUAUGUUGACCUUGGUGGCAGCCAUGGUUUUCAGGACGAGGUGGGGCCCACCCAUGAGCUGGUCCAGAGUCUCAUCUCCACCAUCUCCACCAUUGAUGCCAAGAUGGCUUCCAGUCGAGUGAUGCUGUUUUCUGAUUCCAAGCCACUUGGGUCAGAGGAUAUAGAUAAUCAAGGGGUAUUGAUGCCAAAGGAGGAAAAACAAAUGGACUUGAAAACUGGGCGAAUGCGUCGGAAAGCCAUUUUUGGAGAUGAAGAUGAAUCUGGAGAUAGUGAUGAUGAAGAAAAUGAUGAAAUAUCCGAAGAUGACGAGUUGGAAAACGGCUCUAGUGAUGAGGAAGCAGAAGAGGAGGAAAAUGCUGAGAUGACUGAUCAGUAUAUGGCUGGUAAGGGCGUCAAACGACGGAAACUUGAAGAGUUGGAAGAAGACAGUGAAAUGGAUUUGCCAGCAUUUGCUGACAGUGACGAUGACCUUGAGAGGAGCUCAGCGGAAGAAGGGGAAGCAGAGGAAGCUGAUGAAAGCAGUGAAGAAGAGGACUGCACUGCAGGAGAGGGGGGCAUUUCAGGAUCAAAGGCUGUUGGAGAAGGUAGUAAAGCAGGGCUGUCGCCAGCUAAUCGCCAGAGUGACCGUGUGAAUCUGGAGAAGUCUUUGCUGAUGAAGAAAGCAGCUCUCCCCACUUCCGAUUCUGGACAUUGCACAGCUGAAGAGGCGUUUGCAUCUGAAGAUGAAUCUGAAGAAAGCUCCUCACUCGGUGCAGAGGAAGAGGACUCAGAAAAUGAAGAGGCUAUUAGAAAAAAGCUUUCAAAGCCUUCUCAAGUGAGCAGUGGUCAGAAACUGGGGCCAAAGAACUUAAUUGAUGAGACCAGUGAUAUAGAAGAUUUACUCAAAGAGGAAGAAGAUUACAAGGAAGAAAAUAAUGAUUCCAAAGAAACCUCAGGUGCCCUCAAGUGGAAGGAAGACCUUUCCAGAAAGGCAGCUGAGGCCUUUCUGAGGCAGCAGCAAGCAGCUCCAAACCUCCGAAAGCUUAUUUAUGGGACAGUGGCAGAAGAUAAUGAAGAAGAAGAUGGUGAUACCCAAGAAGAGCUUGGAGGGUUGUUUCGUGUCAACCAGCCUGACAGAGAGUGUAAGCAUAAGGCUGACUCUUUGGACUGUUCUAGAUUUCUUGUGGAGGCCCCCCAUGACUGGGAUUUAGAGGAGGUUAUGAACAGUAUCAGAGAUUGCUUCGUGACUGGAAAGUGGGAAGAUGAUAAAGAUGCAGCCAAGGUCUUAGCAGAAGAUGAGGAGCUCUACGGUGACUUUGAAGACUUGGAAACAGGGGAUGUGCACAAGGGAAAAUCAGGUCCCGAUACUCAGAAUGAAGAGGUAGAGAAAGAAGUUAAGGAAGAAAUUGACCCCAACGAAGAAGAAAGUGCCAAGAAAAAGCAUUUGGAUAAGAAGAGAAAAUUGAAGGAGAUGUUUGAUGCAGAAUAUGAUGAAGGAGAAAGCACAUAUUUUGAUGAUCUUAAAGGAGAAAUGCAGAAACAAGCACAGCUGAAUCGCGCAGAAUUUGAAGAUCAAGAUGAUGAAGCCAGAGUUCAGUAUGAGGGUUUUCGACCUGGGAUGUACGUCCGCGUUGAGAUUGAAAAUGUUCCCUGUGAAUUUGUGCAGAACUUUGACCCCCAUUACCCCAUUAUCCUGGGUGGCUUGGGCAACAGUGAGGGAAAUGUUGGAUACGUGCAGAUGCGUCUGAAGAAACAUCGCUGGUAUAAGAAAAUCCUCAAGUCCCGAGAUCCAAUCAUAUUUUCUGUAGGGUGGAGGAGGUUUCAGACCAUCCCACUCUAUUAUAUCGAAGACCACAAUGGAAGACAAAGGCUUCUAAAGUAUACCCCACAGCACAUGCAUUGCGGAGCAGCCUUUUGGGGCCCUAUCACUCCACAGGGAACUGGUUUCUUGGCAAUACAGUCUGUCAGUGGCAUAAUGCCUGAUUUUCGGAUAGCUGCCACAGGAGUUGUCCUUGAUCUGGAUAAAUCCAUAAAAAUUGUGAAGAAAUUAAAGCUAACUGGUUUUCCAUAUAAAAUUUUCAAGAAUACUUCAUUUAUUAAGGGAAUGUUUAAUUCUGCCUUGGAAGUGGCCAAAUUUGAAGGUGCUGUGAUUCGAACUGUCAGUGGGAUAAGGGGGCAGAUCAAGAAAGCGCUCCGAGCUCCAGAAGGCGCUUUCCGGGCCAGCUUUGAGGAUAAACUGCUGAUGAGUGAUAUUGUCUUCAUGCGAACUUGGUAUCCUGUUUCCAUCCCAGCCUUCUAUAACCCAGUAACAUCUUUGUUGAAACCAGUGGGUGAGAAAGACACCUGGUCAGGAAUGCGGACCACAGGCCAACUCAGGCUCGCCCAUGGCGUCAGACUAAAGGCAAACAAGGACUCUCUGUAUAAGCCAAUCCUGAGGCAAAAGAAACAUUUUAAUUCACUGCACAUUCCAAAAGCCUUGCAGAAGGCCCUGCCAUUUAAGAACAAGCCCAAGACCCAAGCAAAGGCAAGCAAGGUGCCAAAGGACAGGCGGAGACCGGCCGUCAUACGCGAGCCUCAUGAAAGAAAGAUCCUCGCGCUGCUGGAUGCUCUGAGUACGGUGCACAGUCAGAAGAUGAAGAAGGCCAAGGAGCAGCGGCACCUGCACAAUAAGGAGCACUUCAGAGCCAAACAGAAGGAGGAGGAGGAGAAGCUGAAGCGGCAGAAGGACCUCAGGAAGAAGCUCUUCCGAAUUCAGGGGCAGAAGGAAAGAAGAAACCAGAAGUCCAGUUUGAAGGGGGCUGAGGGCCAGUUGCAGUGAGCCUUUGGACUGGAGGAACUGUCCCUGGAUCUGCGGAGGUGGAUGUUUCAAACAUCACAGUUUGAAUGCCUGUGAAUGACAAGUCAGUGGGCAAGAGCCCAAGAGAUGUCUCUACCCAAACUGUGCCUGCAAGAGGAGGAAUGGAGAAGCCUGGACUGCUGGGACUGGGUUCGUUCUCACCAGGGGGGGCUGUCGAGAUUUAAAGUGAUGUAAGCUGUGGUUAUGUGGAUUCUCUUACUUUCCUCUGCCUGCCUCAGUUUAAUUAUUUUGUCCUACAAAAAUAUCAUUAAAAUAUUUUUUGUUA